UGGGAAAACACGUGUUUGAGGAAACAAACGCAAUCCUACUUUUCAUUUCUGAUCAGUUUCGUAGUUUUGCGCAGUUUUCGCUCGGUUCUGCAGGAUUCUCUCCACGAUGGCGUCCAGGAAGUCGCCGGGCGGCGACGAGCGCUUCACUCGCGUGCAGAAGGACCCGCGCUUCUGGGAAAUGCCCGAGAGGGAACGCAAGGUCAAGAUCGACAAGCGCUUCCAGUCCAUGUUCCACGACAAGCGCUUCCAGGUGAAGUCCACGGUGGACAAGCGGGGCCGUCCCAUCAACCACACGUCCUCCGAAGACCUGAGACGCUUCUACAAACUGGACUCCGAGGACGAAGAGGACGAAGAGGACGUGAAGAGAGAGAAGCUGACGGAGAGCAAGAAGCUGACGGAGAGCAAGAAGCUGAAGGAGAGAGAGAAGCUGAAGGAGAGAGGGAAGCUGAAGGAGAGAGGGAAGAAGACGAAGGAGAGCGAGAAGCUGACGGAGAGGGAGAAGCUGACGGAGAGGAAGAAGACGGUGAAGCUGGUGAAAGUGGAGAGAGAAGCUCAGCAGGAGGAAGAGGAGGAGGAGGAGGAGGAGGAGGGGGGGGUGGGGGGUGUCGACCUGGGAGACAGUGUCACAGAUGACAGUGAGGAGGAUGAAGAUGAAGCAGAGGAGCAAAGCGAGGUUGGAAGUGGAUCUGAGGAGGAGGAGGAGGAGUCCGGUCUGGAGUCGGACUCGGACAGUGACAGCGGGCCGGACCUGGCCCGAGGGAAAGGAAACAUGGAGACCAGCUCGGAGGAAGACAGCGAUGAAGAGCUGGACGCCGUGCUGAGGAAAGAGGAAGAGGAGAUCGAGCACAACUGGGGCGAGUUGAGCAAAGACGCUCGGCGAAGUGACGAGGUUUCCGCUCGACUGGCCGUCUGCAACAUGGACUGGGACCGCAUGAAGGCCAGAGACCUGCUGGCACUGUUCAACUCCUUCACACCACAGGGGGGCGCUGUGCUGUCUGUCAAGAUUUACCCGUCGGAGUUUGGGAAGGAGCGUCUGAAGGCGGAGGAGACCCAGGGCCCGAUGGAGCUGAAGGCACUUCCUGAAGACCCCGAGGAGGACACCGAGGAGGAGAGGGUUCACAGGGAGAAGAUGCGUGACUACCAGUUCAAGCGCCUCAGAUAUUUCUACGCCGCGGUGGAGUGCGACUCGGCGGAAACGGCCGCUAAGCUCUACGAGGAGUGCGACGGCUUCGAGUACGAGAGCAGCUGCUCGGUGAUCGACCUCCGGUUUAUUCCCGAUGACGUCACGUUUGGGGAGGAGCCCAGCGACGUGGCGACGGACGUGAACCUGUCGGCGUACACGCCCAAACUGUUCAGCUCGUCGGCCACGGCCACGUCCAGGGUGCAGCUGACCUGGGACGAGAUGGACCACGACCGGGUGACGGCCUUCAACAGGAACUUCAACAAGGACGAGCUGCUGGACAUGGACUUCAACGCCUACCUGGCCUCCUCCAGCGAGGAAGAGGAGGGUGGAGACGGAGCGGUGGAGUUUGGAGAGCAGGCGAGCGGAGACAGCGGCGGCGAGGCGGAAGCAGGAGAGACAGAAGAGACGAAGGAGAAACCUCAGGAGGAAGAAAAGAGGAAGAAAAAGAAGAAGGGCGAGGAUCAGAUCUCUAAGUACAGAGAGCUGCUGAACGGGAUCCGGAACAAAGAGAAGAAGCUGCAGGACGACCAGGACAUGGAGAUGGAGAUCACCUGGGUGCCAGGCCUGAAGGAGACGACCGAGCAGCUGGUGAAGAAGAAGCUGGAGGAGCAGGACGAGCUGACGCCCUGGGAGGAGUUCCAGAGGAAGAAGAAGGAGCGGAGGAAGCAGAAGAAGUCUCAGAACAAACCGGAGGCGGCAGAGGACCAACUCAGUGACGAUGAACUUCCUGCAGACGUGGACCUCGGCGACGCCUUCUUCACCGAGGAGCUCGGAGCGGCAGAUCUGAAGAAACAGAAGAAGAAGAAGAAGAAGAAGCAGCUGGAGGAAGAGGAGCGAACGGCUGAGGAGGAAGAAGAGCUGGAAAAACAAAAGGCGGCGAUGGCCCUGCUGAUGGAGGACGACGCAGACGAGCUCAAACACAAACACUUUAACUUCGAUGAGAUCGUGGAGCAGCAGAACUUGAGCAAGAAGAAGAGGAAGAAGCUGCUGAAGAAGGGGGAGGAGCCUCUGGAGAACGACGACUUCCAGGUGGACGUUAAAGACGCUCGUUUCCAGGCCAUGUUCACGUCCCACCUGUUCAACCUGGAUCCGUCCCACCCCAGCUUCAAGAAGACCAAAGCCACUCAGAGCAUCGUGGCCGAGAAGCAGCGCCGGCGAGAGCGGCGGCGGAGGGACGAGGACCUCGGCGCUGCGUCGGCCACACGGACAGAGCCGCACGCCGCAGCUGAACAGGAAGUGACGGGAGAGAACGUGCAAAGUGACUGUGAUGCUGCGACGGCGAAGCAGCCGAUGGAGCCGAGUCUGUCUCUGCUGGUCAAGUCCAUCAAAAGCAAAACGGAGCAGUUCCAGGCCCGAAAGAAACAGAAGCUCGUGUAACGACUGAGGACUUCUGACGGACUGAGACUGAUGACAGCUUCCUGUGCUCGUGUGUCCUGAUGACAGCUUCCUGUGCUCGUGUCUCCUGAUGACAGCUUCCUGUGCUCGUGUGUCCUGAUGACAGCUUCCUGUGCUCGUGUCUCCUGAUGACAGCUUCCUGUGCUCGUGUCUCCUGAUGACAGCUUCCUGUGCUCGUGUCUCCUGAUGACACGUCACUGUGUCAUACGGGGACACAACAGGAAGAUGUUAAAGAAUUAAACUGAAAUGUUCACAAAUGUUUGACGCUCAUCUCUCCAAACACCUGCAGUGCUUUAGUUUGAGAUGGUUUUAUAAUAUUUAAUGAGUCAGAAUCAGAUUGAAUGGUUUAAAGAUUGUUUCCACACAUGAUGUGUGUGUACAUGUUGUGUAGUUGGUGUUUGUGAAGAAACAGCAGGAUGUCGGGUCCGACUUGUGGGAACAUCCAGGCGAGGGGCGGAGCCUGUAGAGCAGCAGGAGGCGGGACCUGACGUAUAAACUCUGCUGUGGACAGAUCAGUGUUGUUGUUUCCAGCUCCUCCACACGGCGUCGGCCUCAUCACCAGAAGAUCUGGAAUCUCCUCGUGUUUCCAAGGUGACGUCUUCGUCUUCUACGUGUCCGGCUCCUCUUCUUCAUCCUGAGAUCUUUGUGUUCUUCAGUUUCACGUCACGUGUUAGAAACCUCAUCACUCGCUCACUGAGAAGCUUCCACACAUGGUCCUGCUGGUUCCUCACAUGGUUUCACUCCCACAUGUUACACACAUUUUACAACUAAGCCGCAGGAGAAGAUCCAGAAUAAACUCUUUAUUACAGUCUGUUAGAAAACAUUAAUUGUAUCUGUUAAUAAAGUUGUACAAUUUAAAGGAGAAACA
Messenger RNA from Limanda limanda (common dab), 3446 nucleotides. It is a transcript of the gene esf1, whose product is annotated as ESF1, nucleolar pre-rRNA processing protein, homolog (S. cerevisiae). NCBI's taxonomy places the organism in Eukaryota, Metazoa, Chordata, Actinopteri, Pleuronectiformes, Pleuronectidae. The transcript has 14 exons. The record is from RefSeq and is a predicted model, not a curated record. Gene Ontology annotation, molecular function: RNA binding. The coding region runs from base 107 to 2560 and encodes 817 amino acids. Gene Ontology annotation, biological process: rRNA processing. Gene Ontology annotation, cellular component: nucleus.